Molecule: messenger RNA, 261 nt
Organism: Angiostrongylus costaricensis
Lineage: Eukaryota; Metazoa; Nematoda; Chromadorea; Rhabditida; Metastrongylidae
Source: the annotation of a GenBank genome assembly
AUGGAAGCCCUCGAUGGUCAAAAAGUUCCUACUCAGUGCAUAAAGAUCCAAAAUUAUUUGCCGCCUUCUUUUACCGCCGCCACCUUCCACAACGUCGUGCGAACAUUGGAAUGGGUUAAUAUGGGAGUGAAAAUCGUUGGUCGGCAGUUACACCAUCUUCGCUUUGCUGAUGACAUCGUCCUUAUAAGACCAAACAUUAGGCAAGCGGAACGUAUGCUUGCCGACUUUGAUAAAGCCUGUGGAAAAUUGGUCUUCGAGUAA